Molecule: messenger RNA, 924 nt
Organism: Malania oleifera
Lineage: Eukaryota; Viridiplantae; Streptophyta; Magnoliopsida; Santalales; Ximeniaceae
Product: histone H3.3
Exons: 5
Coding region: 324-734 (136 amino acids)
Cellular component (GO): nucleosome
Molecular function (GO): DNA binding; structural constituent of chromatin; protein heterodimerization activity
Source: RefSeq, a predicted model, not a curated record
ACAAAAGAAACACAAUCUUUUGGAAAUCCGCGUCUUCUCAAUCCAGCCAAUCAGAGACAAGAACACUACCGGAAGCAGGCAAUCAGAGACCAUCACACGGAUCGCACUCGCUAAAAAGCCGUUAAAGAAGACCCCAAAUCCUCACCUUUCCCCUCCUCUCGCCUCCCCCCACCUCCUAACCGACCUUACGUAGACUCCCUAUAAAACUCCAAACGUUCCUUCUUGUCUUUUUUUAAUCGUCUCCGACUUCCGUAUUUCUCGAAAGAUCAAAACCCUAAUUUCGAGUACCUCUCUUCGAUUUUCUUCCAGACCUCUGAAUCGAAAUGGCUCGUACGAAGCAAACCGCUCGCAAAUCAACUGGAGGAAAGGCUCCGAGGAAGCAGCUUGCCACCAAGGCCGCGAGGAAGUCGGCGCCUACCACCGGUGGAGUGAAGAAGCCUCACCGUUAUCGUCCUGGAACUGUUGCCCUUCGUGAAAUCCGGAAAUACCAGAAGAGCACGGAGCUCUUGAUUCGCAAGUUGCCUUUCCAGCGCCUGGUGCGUGAAAUUGCGCAAGACUUCAAGACGGAUUUGAGGUUCCAGAGCCACGCUGUUCUGGCUCUUCAGGAAGCUGCAGAGGCAUAUCUGGUGGGUCUGUUUGAGGAUACCAAUCUGUGCGCAAUCCAUGCCAAGAGGGUCACCAUUAUGCCUAAGGACAUUCAACUUGCUCGUCGAAUCCGCGGCGAACGAGCUUGAGCCAUCUUUCUCCUAGUUGUCCUCGGGACAAGAUUAGUUCUAUCAUAGUUUCUGGUUUUGUAUAUUGGCUUUUGCGUACUUCGAAUACUCUUUAAUUCAUGCUUUUUAGAGGCGCAAGCUAUUUGCUUGGAACUUAUUUCUUUGGUUAGAACACAUAUUUGAUAUUGAUAUGCAGCCAGCUUUUUGCUUC